ACCAAACUCCACGACAGAUGGCGCUCUCGCUCUGGCUCUUGAGUUGUAUGAAGGGAGCGCUGCAUGCAGUUUUUUGCAGGGACACCACUGUUGUCGUAUCUCGAAACCACAUCUGGAAACAAAUAAGUUGUGCGACUCAACACGGCGCUGCAGUAUUAUAAUUAAGGGUCGCAAACUACGCGCGUACGCUACAGUGUCCGUGAUCGCAAAUGAACGAGUGCCUAACAAUUACAGCUCGGCAAAACUAGGCCUACACCAUCGACGAGUAAUGUAUCUAUCUCUGCACGCGAUUGCUGGAGCCUAACUGGUAAAUACUACUACUGCCACAACAAACAUUUGACGUGCGAGGUCAUGCAUGGGCUAACUAGUACUAGUAGUGUACCAACCACAGCUGCACAUCGCCUACUUGUCUAGUACUACUACUGUGUUCGAACCUAUAGUCGGUUGUUAGCACGUUCAACGUUGGGCACAUGCCACGUACAGACCUACAGCAGACUCCCAGCUUUUACGCUCGGGUUUCAGCCGUCCCACGCCAUCGGCUUGAUCGCGUAAGGCAAGCGGAGAAGAAACGAGUCUUUACUGGAAUGGGUGAAUAUACUUCCCAACUGGACGCAAUCAACGACCGAACCACCAGUGUCACUACCGGCUGAAUCAAUGCUGACAGCUGACGAGUGAUGAGCAGCGACUGACUGCGUGAGAGUGAGUCACACACACACGGACGCAGAGAGACGAGUAUGCGCUGAGUUGCUGCUUGCUGACUCCUUCGCUCGCUGGGUCGAUAGAGCGACGCUGUGACGGUAGCCCGAUCAGGCGCAUCGCCACACACAGUGAGGCGAACGAGUGGCGGAGGGGAGGAGGUGUGCAAGAAAGCACUCAGACACGACUGCGGGGCCCGCGCCGCUCGAACGACAGGUCCGCCCUCAUGUGGAAUACUUCACAAGGCUCCGCCACGUAAAAUAAACUGUGAGUGAUUGAAGACAUGAUGCUGGCUUCAGACAAGAUGCAUCCUUCGCUUAUCAUCGCAUUCGUGAUGUGUGCAGCAUCUAUAUCAGGUGUGAGCGGACGUUCGCAGCAGGGACUGGGUGCCUACUACGGUCGCAGGAAACCCAGCAACAAACCAAACAUCGUGCUAGUGCUCACCGACGACCAGGACUACCAGCUAGGCUCGAUGAAGUACAUGCCGAAGACGCUUCGCCACCUCGCCAAGGAGGGCGCCACGUUCACCAACUCUUUCGUGAGCACGCCAAUGUGCUGUCCGUCGCGCAGUUCUCUGCUCACCGGUCUCUACACGCACAACCAUAACGUCUACACGAACAACGACAACUGCUCGUCGACGGAGUGGCAGCAGACGCACGAGACGCGCACCUUUGCGACGUACCUGAACAACGCCGGCUACAGGACAGGGUAUUUUGGCAAGUAUUUGAAUGAGUACAAUGGCACGUACAUACCUCCCGGAUGGAGGGAGUGGGUUGGGCUCAUUCGAAACUCACGCUACUACAACUACACCAUUAACUUUAACGGCAAGAAGAUUCACCAUGCGUGGGACUAUCACAAAGAUUAUUUCACGGAUCUAAUAGCGAACGACAGCAUGUCGUUUUUGAAACUGUCGAAGCAGUAUUUCCCGAACAGACCUGUAAUGAUGGUGCUGAGCAUGCCCGCCCCGCACGGAACCGAAGACAGUGCUCCUCAAUAUGCACAUCUGUUUCCUAAUGCUACCGACUACAUGGAUCUGUUGAGUUACGACUAUGCGCCGAAUCCAGACAAGCAAUGGAUGCUGCAGCAGGUCGGCAAGAUGGAGCCGAUUCACCAUGAGUUCACGCGCAUGCUGCACCGCAAGCGUCUGCAGACUCUGCAGUCUGUCGAUGACGCCGUCGAAAAGAUUGUAGAAGAACUAAAGCUACUGGGCGAAUUAGACAACACUUACAUCAUUUAUACUUCGGACCAUGGCUACCAUCUUGGCCAUUUUGGCCUUGUCAAGGGCAAGUCCAUGCCCUAUGAGUUUGAUAUCCGUGUGCCUAUGUAUAUCAGAGGUCCUGGCAUACCCAAAGGAGUUUCCAUUCCAAACAUUGUUGGCAACAUUGAUGUGGCGCCUACCAUACUGGACAUGGCAGGGAUCGAGGUGCCUGAUCACAUGGACGGAAGGUCUUUCAAGAAGCUGUUUCAUGGUGGCACGGAGGACAGCAACAUAAUAGAUGGCACAAUGAAGAUGAAGAAAGCAUGGCGUGACACCUUCUUAGUGUCAAGGGGAAAGGUCACGAACAAGAUGCUGAAGGAUUUAGUGCGGCUUGAGAACAAAGGGGAAUUCAGCAAGGAAGCACGACUGGCCAAGGAGUGCUCAAAGCCUGAAUAUGCAAGCCCAUGCAUCAUGCACCAGCAAUUCGAGUGCAUCCUCGAUGAGGGCGGGCGCUGGAGAAAGCACAAGUGUAGACAUGGCAGCAUGAAGACAGGCGUGUGUGUUUGCAGGAGUAAGAAGGCUGAACAAGAGGAGGUGCGUAGUGAAAGGAGCAAGCAGAGAGCCUUCCUGGAGCAGCACGUUAGCAAGGGUAAAGGCAAAUCCAAAGAAUUUAAUCCGAUGUUCAUCAAACCACCAAGGCAGAGGCUUCCUCGUAACUUGGAGAAACGUCAGAGACAUCUUAAAAAGAAGCAAAAGAAGAAGAAGAAGGAGAAAAGGAGAAAGCUAGCUCGCGAGAAUCGAGAGAGCCGAUUGGGAAAUUAUCAAAAUUCUGUGACUGCAGCCAGCAAUGAGACGAUAGUAGGAUGGCAACCACCAGUUACUAACAGAACUUUUACAGCUGCCGCACAACCCGACGCCGGCUGCAUCACGUAUCCAAACAACUCGGUCGAGUGCGAUCCGCACAUCUUCAGCGACGUCGAGGUGUGGAAGAAGCACAAGCAGACGAUCGACUGGCGAAUACGCUUCUACAAGCAGGAGCUGGACCAAUUGAAAGACAUCCGGCAACACCUGAAGGACCAGCGACCGGCUCUCAGCAGGUAUGAGGACGAUGGGCAGCCGUGUGUGUGCGACUCCGAGGGUAGGACAACCGAUGACGUCGUGGAGGCUGACGAUUACAUAGACAUCAUGCUGGGUGGAAACAGCAAAUACGGUGUGGUUAGAGGAAGAGACAAACAGAGGGCAAAGUGGUCGAGAGCCGGACGAAAGGGUCGCCAUCCGCCGUUUAGAUAUCGCGACAAAAAAGAUUUUGAUAUCUUCAAGCAAAAUUAUAGAUACAACAGGAGAGGUUUGAAGAAGGACAACAAGAAGGCGAUGAUGUCACGAGAAGAACUGAAUGCCGAGGUGCGGCGGCAGAAGAAGAGGCAGAGGAAAAACAGCAAGUCCAAAGACUUCUGCAAUCUCAAGAAUAUCAACUGCUUCUCUCACGAUAACGACCACUGGCGGACGCCUCCGCUGUGGACGCUGGGACCAUUUUGCUCGUGCCAGCAGUCGAACAACAACACGUAUUGGUGUAUUCGCACGAUCAACGAGACGCACAACUUCCUCUACUGCGAGUUUAUCACUGGAUUUCUUAGCUUCUACAAUCUCACAAAUGAUCCCUACCAGCUGGUGAACCAACUGCAGGACGUGGAUGAGAGCAUAUUGCAGGUGAUGCAUGCCACCCUAAACAAGCUACGCAAAUGCCAGGGGUCGCGGGAGUGCACCAUUCGCUAUAGGCCACCUGCUGUUACAGGUGAGAGGGAAAUUAUGCAAAAUGAUCGUUCCAGUCAUAGGAAAAAAGACAGAGGCUCAAAAUCAUCCAGGUCAAGGUCGGCCUGGGGCAGAGGUGACAGAAGUGGCGACGAGCGAAGAGGAGGCAGCGGCGGACAGAAACGACACAGUCGAUAUCGUCGACGACGACAGUGAUCACUGGAAUCCCACGUCUAGAAAGUAGGCAAAGUGCUAGCCAGAGCAAUCGUAGUGAAACAUAGCGAGCCACUAGCAACGCGAACGAAGCAAGUCGCGACCGAGUGACUGCCAGAGUGGGUUCAGUCUUAGACGACCCGACACUACAAUUAUAGCUUACGCUCCACUCUCAUAUUCGCACGAGUAUUAGCAAAAAUAGAUAGCUCAACACUCGAGUCUGAUCUAUUUUUGGUAUUAAUGACAGAAGGUGGCACAUCAUGUGCGCAUACUGGUGGUAUGACACCUAGCCGGUUGCCUAGGACCUUUGUUAUAUCUGUGCUGUGGUAAUUAUAAUGUAAAGUAGAGCAAACAGAGGCUGUUUGUGGCUCUUCAGAUUUUGCAACGCUUGUGUUUAUAUCCGCAUCAAGCAGAUGUGAUGGUUAGUGUAAAUUCGCCCCUGCAUGUGCCGCGUAGCUCCCCAUCGUGAAAAGCAUGCUCAAUGUGUAAUGUCAAUGGACUGCAUAAUUAUUGUAUUCAUUACAUUCAAGCAAUUUGUUAAAAAUCUUAAUUGUGCAUUUAUAUAAUUAAUACUACAAGAUUAAUAUUCACGUUUACAUCUUUCUGCAAUAUUUUCAUGUGCUACGUUGUGCACCGUGUGUAUUUAAUUUUAGUAAAAUAUUUAAUAUUUGAUUAAAUUUUAUAUCAAAACAACAGAAUCUAUGUAUAGUUGACGAAAUAUUGUAUAUAGGAUCUGAUGGCUUUUGAUGGCAAAAACUGUUUCAUUUUGUGUGUAAGCCAUUUGAUCAUAUUUUUUCUUUUUUUAAUUGUUGUUACCCAUCCAUGACAUGUUUUAAAUAGUAAAUAAAUGCUAUGGUAUAUUUAAGCUAUUGUACCCUCUCCUUUCCCUGAAGAAAACAAUCUGCGUUAUUUGUGUGAGGGUUCUUUCCCAACUCUCUCAUAUUUUGUGUUGUCUUUCUAAUCAGAUCUUUCUUCGGAUUGCCAAGUAUCCACAAAAAAAACGAGAAGAAAUAUAUGUAUACCACAUAUUUAAUGGUUCGAUCUAGUUUUAAGUUAGAUUUGAAACACCGCUGAAAGCGUGUUGGCGUUGUUUUAUGAAACGCAUAGAAGUCAUAUCAACGUGCUACGCAGACGGAUGUCAUUCUCUAGCCAUAUUUAAUAUUGCUAGAUGUAGAGAUUGUCUCCAUUUACCGGGGCGCCCUCUUGUGGCUGGCUUCCUUAAUCACUUAACUUCCACACUCGUAGAAAACUCAGAACUGAUGUUAGGUUGCCUUGCGAAAAACACGUCUAACUGUAAAAGCAUUGGGCGAAUAAAGUGUCAGCGGGCUCGAAUUUCUUUCAAGAUCUGAUUACUCUGUGCAAUAUAGAGAUAUUCGUGAUGUCGUUUUUCACUGUUGCCAAACUCGAUUGUAUGCUCUUGUCUCCAUCAUUUCUCCUUUUCCAACUUGCUCAUUAUCGACACGUCUCUACCCACCAGUCUUCCCCGUUGACGUGGCACUUGUGUUUACUUUCACCUGUUGUAAUUGUUUGCAGGAUUUUUCGUCGCUUGUCGUUGUAUAUAACGUCAAAGACCGCGCACGGUAUAUUGUAUACGGUCUUUGGUAACGUGCAGUGAAGUUAGCAUCUCUGAUGUAAUCGUGAUUCGUUUGUAGAACUAUGAUGUGAUCAGGACUGUGUAAAAACAAGUUUGUUUUUAUUUAUCCCUGAUCUGAUGUCAUACUACAUAUAGCUGACGUGCUUGUCCAUAGCUGAGUGUGAGUGUACUAUUCUGGAGGCGUGUUGAUAUGUUGUAUGUUGAGGUAUAAUUAUAACCGUGAUCGCGGUUGCUGUAUUGUUUGCCUGCUACUAGACAUGACAGUUUUUAACGUUAUUAAACAAGAUCUCAUUGUUUGUAUGUAUCGAUGUGCAAGAAUCAUGUAAUAGUAUAGAAAUGACGAGGGUAGGCGGCAGUGUGGCUGUGUAUAGCAGAUAUUAAAAUAAUUGUACGUAAAUAUUCACUCGCAACUAGAAACGUUGACGUCGUGUAAAAACCAGCAGUUACAUUUUUGCUACUGGUAACUUAGCGCAAAGAAACGGUUUGUACUAAAAAUAAAGCGAAUGGGCUUAAGGAAA
Molecule: messenger RNA, 5968 nt
Organism: Priapulus caudatus
Lineage: Eukaryota; Metazoa; Priapulida; Priapulimorpha; Priapulimorphida; Priapulidae
Product: putative extracellular sulfatase Sulf-1 homolog
Exons: 24
Coding region: 980-3859 (959 amino acids)
Molecular function (GO): N-acetylglucosamine-6-sulfatase activity; glycosaminoglycan binding
Source: RefSeq, a predicted model, not a curated record